Penicillium diatomitis is the source of this 3774-nucleotide messenger RNA. RefSeq lists its product as uncharacterized. Gene Ontology annotation, biological process: regulatory ncRNA-mediated post-transcriptional gene silencing; negative regulation of RNA catabolic process. Lineage: Eukaryota; Fungi; Ascomycota; Eurotiomycetes; Eurotiales; Aspergillaceae. Gene Ontology annotation, cellular component: catalytic step 2 spliceosome. The record is from RefSeq and is a predicted model, not a curated record. The transcript has 2 exons. The coding region runs from base 1 to 3774 and encodes 1257 amino acids.
AUGUAUCAGGAGUCGACACUGAUCAAGAUACAGGACAAAAAUGCUGUCCCGAAGUUCAGUAGCUUCAAGCUUUCUCCGGAUGCCUCGAAAGCUGAUCGAGAAACUGAAACCUCAGGUGUCCGCAGCUCGAGACAACAUUCCCAACGCCAUCACUCCCGUCCUCCUCAUGGAAGCCGAGGAUACAGAAAUCGUCGGGCUUCCCAAGGUAGAUCUCGCUCUCGUUCUCGCAAGGGUCAUGGCAAUCGUUCCCGAUCCCCUCAUGAAAUUCAUGAAAGGCGGGAAUACAGUCAUCGUCGUGCCUCUCAUGAAAGAUCUCGCUCCCGGUCUUUCAAGGAUCAUGGCUCUCACACUCGGUCUCCUCAUGAAACUCGGGAACACGACAAGCGUCGUGACUCUCGUGGGAGAUCUCGCUCCCGUUCCUUUCAGGGCUAUCGCCAUCAUUCGGCUCACAGGGACGAUGAAGCUAGAUAUGAGCUUGGUGCGAAUCCGACGCACAGCACGGCUAGCAGAACUGUCGGCGACGAAAGACUGAAAACAUCUGACACUCCAAAGCAUGGGAUUGACCACAGUGAAAAGUCAGAUACAUUCUCCAGUAGGGACUUCCUACUUGAGACCAAGGGAGAUCGCUCGGUUCUCAAGUAUGGCACUGCGCAUCGUUUUGACACCCCUACGUACACACGCUUUGGCUCUGGUCAAGUCUUGGGUUUGCCCGCGCAGAUGACCAUUGAACGGGACAUAUCGGAUAAAGACAUUGUUAUUGUCCGCGACAAAAAUCGAAAUCAGGAAGACAGCAGGAAUUCAUUGUCUUUGUCGCAACGCUCCCAGCAACCUUCGAGCCUUUUCAGAUUUCUUGACGAUCCCGCCUUCGCUUCAGAUGAGGGCCUAAUGGGCGAUUACAUUGCUUUCAGCCCCCAGGGGACGAAGGAGUAUGAACUUAAUGCAGAACUGAAAGCCGCCAAGGGUGGAGGCUCAUAUGAUUCUGACGAUGAGCGCCACGCCUAUCGCUCUAUUCUUGGCAAGGCCAAAGAUGAUGUGAGAGCUCCUGAGGGUAUGGAGUUUGCUAUCAGCCAGGAAAGCCAAGUGGAAAGCCUCCAAGUUGCUGCUGAAUCAAGAAAUCGGUCUCAGCAAGCAGAGUUGAGGCGCCAGCUCAGUUCCCACCCAGCAGACGUUGCGGCAUGGCUCAGACUUGUCAAGCUGCAGACGCUGAUCCAUGGCACUGCAGAUGACUCGCGUUCACCGACCGCCUCAGAAGAGAGGGCUGUCGCCGAUGUCAAGCUAGGCCUGCUUGAGGACGCGCUGAAAAAGUGUGGCACCACCGCGGGUACAGAUCUUCUGAGAAUGGAACUCCUGAAAGAAGGUAGCAAGCUAUGGGAUCGCCAGAGGCUUCUGAAUGCAUGGACAGUCGCGUUGCGAAGACAUCCCGAGUCGCAUCUUCUGGUACUAAACUAUCUGAACACCCGUCAGCACGACUUCCACGAGUUCUCUGUGGAUAACUACAAGUCAUUGAUCUUCAGCCAUAUGGAACAAGGCGCUGCAAAUCCGAAUUCUCCACGCCGAGAUGAACUCCAAUGCUACCUUCUUUUGCGGCUGUCUCUUGUGCUUAAAGAAGCUGACUAUACGGAGCUUGCCGUCGGACUGUGGCAAGCAACACUGGAGUUUGCCCUUUUUACUCCUCGUUCAAUCGAUGGGGUGGUGCAAGAUACACCUCUGGAGGCUUUUCUUCAUUUUUGGGAUUCCGAGGUUGCGCGUCUUGGAGAAUCCAAGGAAUCCGGCUGGCAAACAGGAAGACCGGUUCAAGUCGAGCGAGUUCGUGCUGAUGUUCAGGCUGACACGUCAUCUUCGCAACUUUUUCAUUCCUGGUCUCAAAAGGAGCAAAGUCUUGCGCGAGCUUUCACGUUGCCCGCAAGAAGUACAGAGGACUACGGGGCUGACGUUGACACGACUUUCUCGGUUGUGCUUUCAUCCGACAUCAGUCAAGUCUUGCCAUUCUUCUCUCUCCUGAGAGAGCCUAAGCUGCUUGUGGAUGCUUUUCUGUACUUUUGCGGCCUGCCACAUCUCACGGUCCCGGGCAAUUAUCACACGACGCGUUCAUGGAGUGGCGAUGGUUUCUUACAAAAUGGCCCUAGAAACCCAAUGCAGGCCGUGGUUCAUGACUGGGCGGUGGACUUGACUGACAGUAUGAAUCAGAAUCGCUUACCGUUGUCGUUCCCACACGUCAACUUCUUACAUAAUGCCGAUACCCUUCUUUCUCCUCGGAACUGGUUCUCCUCCAUGCGACCUUGGGUAAACGCCGAGGACGGCACAUCCAUUCCUAAAAAGAGCUGGGUACGGCAAACGUUGCGGCAAUUGGUCGAGCGAUUCGAUAAAGACACUGAAUUGGCCGAAUAUACGCUCGCCGUUGAGUUCCUUUGCAGCCGGGAAACAGCCAGAAAUUAUGCUAAGCGUCUUCUGCGAGCUCGUCCCUCGAAUCUACGACUUUACAAUAUGUUUGCUCUAAUGCAAUGGCGGUCGGGCUCUGCUGACCGCGCAGUCCUGACCUGGUCAUCGGCUAUCAAGGAACGCAGGUCUUUCGCGAACACGGAGGAGUAUGAUGACAGUGUGCUAUUGUGGAACACGUGGGCCUCGGAGUUGCUUUAUGAGGGUGAUCAAGCCAGGUCCCUGCAUCUGCUCUAUGCCAUGGCGCAAGAUGAGCUUGAGAUGGCAGCGUAUCACGCAGUUUCUGCACUGCCUGAGUACAAUGCAAUGGUGCAGCUCAGACUAGAGAGAUUCUGCCUUCAACUCUGCGAACGCGCUUUGGCUCAAGGUCGAGCAAGGGUGUUCGUGGCUUGUGCCGACUCUCUUGCCCUUUCCCGGUACAUCUCGAAAAGGUCUCUCGAGUCUGCUCUUGAGGCCUACUAUUCGGCUAUCACGCAGGCUAGCAAUGCUCGAUUGGAUCCAUUGAAUUUCAAGGCUUUCGCUCUCGAGCUGCUGCACCAGUCGCUAGUCAAGCUUAUGUUCUUCCAUAUGAAUCAGAAGGGGUGUCACGUCAAUGUGCAUCUUGCUCAAUCGGUCUUCAAGGAGAUUGUCACAACGUUUCCCCAUAACACGAUGUUUUUGUCAUUGUUUCUGUGGAACGAGUCACGCCUUCCGAUUACGCAUCGAGUCGCCGACCCAAUGGGUUUCGUGAAGGCUGGCGCCGAGGAUCGCUACAUCAAGCAAGCUCUGUCCGAUUCACCACCCGCCGUUCCCUUGAGAACAGAUGUGACGCUUGACUUGCUCUCUGUUCAUACAGCUCUCUGGCGUUUCUCAUCUCUGGGUGGCUCAAUCCAUGCAGUACGAGCGGCGUUCGAAAAGUCCUUACAUGAUCAGGCGGGUUCGCCGUAUCAUCGUCAUGGUACGUUGGAUAACCAGCCGCCCGACGUGGCGGGCGCACAUUCCAGCAUCGCCAUGUGGAGGCUCUACCUUCUCUUCGAGCUUGAUGGGGCCAAGGACAAGAAGGCCGCCAAGAACGUCCUCUACCGGGCUAUUCGCGCCUGUCCCUGGUCGAAAGAGCUAGUGAUGCUUGGCAUCGAGCGUCUCGGAAACACUUCUGCAAUGGACUCGGUUGGCCUGUCAUUCGACGAAAUGCGUGAGCUUUAUAACCUCCUGGCUGAAAAGCAAUUGCGCAUCAGAACGGACUUGACCGAAAGACUGGCACAAUGGGAUGAGCAGGCGGCAAAAAUCAAGAGGGAGGCUAAUGCAUGGUUUGAUGCGCUGCUGGAGGAGUUGAACGGGUUCGAAACAGGGACGAAUUAG